AUGGCCAACGAAAAGAAGCGGAAGAAGGUAGAAGCUCAACGACGCUACCGCAUGAACCGUCAAGAUCGAGCUGCAAUGGACGCCUUCUGCAUCAUGCGAUUUCCGACGCUUUCGGACGAAACACUCGCUCGGCGUCGAUACUUUCGAGAGAAGCAGCGCGAAUAUCGCCGCAAGUUGAGUGCUGAUGGGGCAGCAAUGGAAGCGGAGCUCGUACACCUUCAGUUGAUCCUUGAUAGUCUUCAAGCCAAGAGUCUGCCGUCCGUGCGUGAAGCUAGCGAUGGUCCGUUGUCGUGGCAUUCCAUUGCCAUGGUGUUCAAAAGUGAAGCCCAUCGGGUCUUGACGGACCGCGAGUCACUGAUCACUCAAACGAAAGGGUUCCGCGCCCUCAUUGCGUCUAUGCAGCGCUUUGUCAUGAUGAACAUUCCGCUGCCCGUGUCCCGCAGCAAUACGUGGCCCAGUGCGACGUUGGUAGCCGACCCGAGAACUCGAAACCUGGGCAAGGAGUGGCUCACGCAGCAAAUGUACCACAACAUCCACGAGCCGUUCGCGUUGCUUCCUGCUGUGAGAUUGGACGAUGAGUUUUUCGAAUUUGACUUUCAAUCGCCGGACGAACACGACGAUCCGUUUACAUUCUUGGAACGGCUUCAGUGCAUUUUACCAGGAACGCUAUCAUCCUUCCGACGAUUCUUCGAGACCAAGGUGCGCGACGUGCUGUUUGAGGACCCCCACGAGGUGACAGAAGAGGUGGUGGCCAACACGCGACUGUUUUGCACCACGACGGCCGACGGCGACUUCAUAAAUACCCUCCAAGGACAAUUUGUGGAAGCCGACAGGUUGGUCUUGGUAUUUCGGCAAGUCGAAGACGACGAAGUCCAUUCAUGCCACUUCACGCUUAGACAGAGGUCCUACCGGUCGUGGAUGGAGGUGCGACAGGUGUCGCCCACGCAUAUCUUAAUGCGGUUAGUCAGUCAUUCGUCACGCUUGUUUCGAGCCUACGAAGGGUUUAUCAGCUGCGAUGAGGUAGCGGCGUUGUGGGGCAUCAACGUGACGGGCAUCGUCGACGAUGUCCAGAAGGAAGCGUACGUGCGGCGCGAACUGAUCCGAUUGGGAAAUGCGCAUUUCUUGGUUUGGCGACGACGGUUUACAGCCUUGAUGCAGGCGUCGUAAUACUACACGACCAUCGUGGUAACCACGAUUGAAGGAGCU
Messenger RNA from Aphanomyces astaci, 1206 nucleotides. RefSeq lists its product as hypothetical. Lineage: Eukaryota; Oomycota; Saprolegniomycetes; Saprolegniales; Verrucalvaceae. Bases 1 to 1167 code for a protein of 388 amino acids. The transcript is spliced from 5 exons. The record is from RefSeq and is a predicted model, not a curated record.